Messenger RNA from Castor canadensis (American beaver), 4398 nucleotides. RefSeq names its product NPL4 homolog, ubiquitin recognition factor (gene Nploc4). Lineage: Eukaryota; Metazoa; Chordata; Mammalia; Rodentia; Castoridae. Gene Ontology annotation, molecular function: ubiquitin protein ligase binding; ubiquitin binding. The record is from RefSeq and is a predicted model, not a curated record. Gene Ontology annotation, cellular component: nucleus. Gene Ontology annotation, biological process: ubiquitin-dependent protein catabolic process.
CAUUGGGCGAGGCACCGGACGUCGGCGACUGGCGGAGCCGGCGGCGAAGCUGGAGCGGCGGUGGCGGCGACGGCGGGAGGCCGGGGCUGAGGCCGGGGCUGGGGCUGCGAGGCCAGUGGGGCGGCAGGCGGCGGCGGCCCGGGGCCCAAGCCCGGAGGCAGGAGCGGCCGCUAUGUCCGAGAGCAUCAUAAUCCGUGUCCAGUCUCCGGAUGGAGUGAAGCGGAUUACUGCAACAAAGAGAGAAACAGCCGCAACAUUUUUGAAAAAGGUUGCAAAGGAGUUUGGCUUCCAAAACAACGGCUUCUCAGUUUACAUCAAUAGAAACAAGACCGGAGAGAUAACAGCAUCACCCAGCAAAUCCCUCCACUUGCUGAAAAUCAAGCAUGGCGAUUUGCUGUUCCUUUUUCCCUCGACUCUUGCUGGACCCUCAUCUGAGAUGGAGACAUCGACCCCAUCGGGGUUAAAGGCCUUUGGUGCUCCCAACGUGGUGGAAGAUGAGAUUGAUCAGUAUCUCAGCAAGCAGGAUGGGAAGAUUUAUAGGAGCCGAGACCCACAGCUGUGCCGCCACGGCCCCUUGGGAAAGUGUGUGCAUUGUGUCCCACUGGAGCCAUUCGACGAGGACUACCUGAACCACUUGGAGCCUCCAGUGAAGCACAUGUCCUUUCAUGCCUAUAUCCGGAAGCUGACUGGAGGCGCUGACAAGGGAAAGUUUGUUGCCCUGGAGAACAUCAGCUGCAAGAUUAAGUCAGGGUGCGAGGGACACCUCCCAUGGCCCAAUGGUAUCUGCACCAAGUGCCAGCCCAGCGCCAUCACGCUGAACAGACAGAAGUACAGACAUGUGGACAAUAUCAUGUUUGAGAAUCACACUGUUGCUGAUCGCUUCCUUGACUUCUGGAGAAAGACAGGGAACCAGCAUUUUGGGUACUUAUAUGGACGGUACACAGAGCACAAGGACAUUCCUCUUGGUAUCAGGGCCGAAGUGGCUGCGAUUUAUGAACCUCCUCAGAUUGGCACACAGAACAGCCUGGAGCUUCUUGAAGAUCCCAAAGCCGAGGUGGUUGAUGAGAUUGCUGCCAAGCUUGGCCUGAGGAAGGUUGGCUGGAUAUUCACAGACCUCGUCUCCGAAGACACCCGAAAGGGUACAGUUCGAUACAGUCGAAAUAAGGACACCUAUUUCCUGAGUUCAGAAGAAUGCAUCACUGCAGGAGACUUUCAAAACAAGCACCCCAACAUCUGCCGGCUCUCUCCUGAUGGGCAUUUUGGUUCCAAGUUUGUUACUGCAGUGGCCACAGGUGGUCCGGACAACCAGGUCCACUUUGAAGGAUACCAGGUGUCUAACCAGUGCAUGGCACUGGUCCGAGAUGAGUGUCUGCUGCCGUGCAAGGAUGCCCCUGAGCUCGGCUAUGCCAAGGAGUCCAGCAGUGAGCAGUAUGUGCCUGAUGUCUUUUAUAAGGAUAUUGACAAGUUUGGCAACGAAAUCACCCAGCUGGCCCGCCCCCUGCCUGUGGAGUAUCUGAUCAUAGACAUCACGACAACCUUCCCCAAGGAUCCAGUUUACACUUUUUCUAUUUCACAAAAUCCAUUUCCUAUUGAAAACCGGGAAGUACUAGGUGAGACACAGGACUUCCAUAGUUUGGCCACCUAUUUGUCCCAGAAUACCUCAUCUGUGUUCUUGGAUACCAUCUCAGAUUUCCACCUCCUGUUGUUUCUGGUCACCAAUGAAGUCAUGCCUCUGCAGGACAGCAUCAGCCUGCUGCUAGAAGCUGUAAGGACUAGAAAUGAGGAGCUGGCACAGACGUGGAAGAAGUCUGAGCAGUGGGCCACCAUCGAGCAGCUCUGCAGCACUGUUGGUGUGCAGCUCCCUGGCCUCCAUGAGUAUGGAGCUGUCGGGGGUUCUGCACACGCUGCCACCGCUGCCAUGUGGGCCUGUCAGCACUGCACCUUCAUGAACCAGCCAGGCACAGGCCACUGCGAAAUGUGUAGCCUCCCCAGGACCUAGGGCUCCAGCCCUCUGCUGGGUGGAACUUGGCCAGCCCAGUCCUCUCUCAAGCCAGGAGCCCCAUGCGUUCCCUGUAAGGCCUGAGGCCCACAGCUCUGAAGGGGCAGGGCUGGCCACCCUGGUGUCUCGGACCUACUGAAGCUUUUUGAUGCCAAUCCUGGAGAGAAGGAACCCCUGCUGCUGUGCUGGGACUGAACAGAACCUCCCAACUGGAAGCACAGAGUGGCCCCAUCCAAGAACACCCCACAAGCCUCACCCAGUUAAUAGCCCUCCCACCCCCACUGUGUUGGAAGGACCAGGCACCUCCAAAUUAUCACCUGAAAUGGGGGGUGCAGAGAGGCGUUGCUGCUGCCAACUAGCUUUCUUUUUCCUUCCUUUUGAUGCUUUUUGUUCAUUGUUCCCCCACCCUGUGUUUUUGGUUGGGAGCUCCUGGCUGCCUCUUGUGUUCUAUUGCUUUGGGAUGUAGGCCCUGCCUCAAGAGCCACAUCCCUCCCAUUUGAGGUCUGGUCAGAGCACUGAGGCUAAGCUAUGGCCUCCUUGGGUUGACAUGCACAUUAGUGUGUAGCCUGUUCUCUCACCCAACAUCCAGGUGGGAUUUUAAAGUCUUUGUUGGUUAUAAUAACAGUUAUCAGUAAUUCCUGCCCAGAAAACUUUUAUUUAUUGUUUUUAAGAUAAAACUACACAAAAGGGGAGUGAGAAAUUAGUUUCCGCCUCCUUUCCUCCUUCAGUGCAGCCCCUCAUGGGUGUUCAGGGAGGUAAGUGAACUGGGGACCACCGUCAGUUCUCUGAAGCAAACCUCAGUGCCUGAGACUUUUCUACCAAGCCACAUGGCUGUGGCAGCUGGCAACAUGGGUGGCUGAGCAGGAGCAGAGUGGUGGCCCUUGCCUGACGGGCAGCCCUUCCAGAUAGCCUGGAUGGGCCAGCACUGGGGCUCUGGUCCCCUCCCUCCAACACUGGUCCUCUACUCACAGCCUCCCCAUAUCCUGGCUUUCUGAGACAGGAUCAGGUGAGGACCUCAUAGGGCCUCUGUAGGGCCUGCACAGUUGAUAAUGUCUACACAGUGUCAGGUCCAGGCAAUCCAGAAUAGCAUCCCAGUGGUCUCUUGAGUGUCCCCCAUAGCUGGGCCGUGGUCCAGCCCUUUCCCAGGCAAGCUGUGGGCAUCUUGAUGCCUCUUUGCCUUAACGAGAGCUGAAUCAGCUGUGCUACACCCUGGGAAAGGUGGACCUAACCGCUGAAAGCUGAAAGACUUGUGUUUCAUCCUGCCCCGCCUGUCCUUCGCCCUAUGGAUGGAGAAUGCUUGCUUGUUGGGCUCUUGUGGCAGGGCUGUGGCCAUCAUUCCAAGGUCUGCCUGCCAUAGGAUCCCAAGUCAACGCUGGGUAGCUCAUCUACUCCUGGGGCACACUGGGUUUGGUCUGGUCAUGGCAGGGCUGUCCUGGAGGGAGGGUCAGGAGUGGUGGAAAGCAGCAAACAGUUUUCUGAGCUGUCUGCUAGCAUGCCACAGAGAAGGGCUGUCUGGUUUCCCUCCUGACAGCUUCCUUGGCUGGGGCUUUGCCCUCCCGUCUCACCUGGUCCUUAAGAUCAACUGUGAGACUGGAUGGCCUGGCACUAUUGUACCCAUUGUUUACUGUGUUUGCAAGGCUAUGGUAGCACUGUUGCCCAUCCUGGGCAAGUGCAGUACAGUGUAGACUUUUGGAGUCCUUUCCAACAUUGUACCACAGCUUCCUCUCCCACUUUCUCUUGUCUUAUACACAAAGCUAGUUUCCUUUUCUCCUCAGCCAAUAUUUUUCUCACUCUGAAAUUCUGGCACACACAUAAUUCACGUCUUUUGUCUUCUAGCUAAAGAAAAAGUGUUGUGAUUUUUCUGCUUAUGGUUCUGAGUUGCUCUUUGUUCAGUAAUGCACUUUAUUUUAUUGUCCAAAGAGAGUCAAGCUAAUGCUACCAGCUUGGGGUGAGCCCUGCUUCACCUCACAUCCCCUGUGGACACCUCUCGUGCCACCAGGCACCAUGGCCUAGAGAGGGGUGCCUGAGUGCACACCUGCACCAGUGAGCUCAGUGGCUGCCGUGGUCCCCUCCAGGUGAGGUGGGGUCUGGCCCACCUCUGACUGGCCUGCUCCUGGGACAUGGGUGCUGCCGCUUCAGCUCUGCUUUGGGCUCACAGGUGUGCAUCAGCUGGGUGUGGACUAGCCUUACCUUGAUCCCAGCCCUGCAGUGGAACCUAAUAAAAGCGCCUGAAGCGACUGCCCUGCUCCCAGUGUUGUUCCUGUGCCCUAAGCUGUUGUCUGCGGGUUUUGUCUGGCAUGUGUUCUGUGUGAAGUGGUUUGUUAAGUCCCUCUUCUCCAGGACGUUACUGUCCUAUAUGUUUGGACUAUUUCAGGGUAUGACCCAACUUCCCUACCUAU